Molecule: messenger RNA, 824 nt
Organism: Chelonus insularis
Lineage: Eukaryota; Metazoa; Arthropoda; Insecta; Hymenoptera; Braconidae
Exons: 2
Coding region: 144-719 (191 amino acids)
Biological process (GO): nucleosome assembly
Cellular component (GO): nucleosome
Molecular function (GO): DNA binding
Source: RefSeq, a predicted model, not a curated record
UGUUAUCGAGCAGCAAAUUCACGGCAAUGGGAGUCUACCAUAAUAAAAAAAUAUUUGAAAAAAAGUUUAUAAAAAAUUGUUAAAAUUACCAGUUUGAUCUUAAUAAAUAUUUAAAUUAAAAAUUUUCCAAUAAUAAUUACACAAUGGUGCGAUCAGCUAAUAAUAAUAAUUAUAAUAACCAAGUUGUGAAAAAAUUAUCAAGGCCUGCUCGAAAUAUCAACUUAGUCUUGAAAGCAAUGCGGAAUUUGAGUAAUCCAAAUGGUAGUCCAGUUGGGAAGAUUGUGCAAUAUAUUUCCGCAACAGCUGAUAAACCAGCAUCGAAACGUCAGAUACUCGUGGCAUUAAAACGUGGAGUAGAAUUUGGUUUAAUGGACAGAAGAAGCGGGCGUUACUUCAUCCCAAAAGAUGAGAAACGACAUUUACGUCUAUCACAACAACAGAAUCAUGGAGUAAGAAGAGAAUCGUCAGAGCUACUUGAACGUGAUCUUCGUAUUCGAUCCAGAAAUCCUGAUGGAAGGAAAGAAGCUCGAGAAAGUAGAUCCAAGGAUCCUCCACGCCGAAGAAAAAAGAAAAGCAGUAGGAAGUCUGGACGUAAAUCUGUCAAGAAGACAAGAUUUGCAAGAUCGUUGAAGUCUUACGAGCUGUCAGACUGCUAUAAAAAUCCUAACUACAAAGCUUCUGCUGUUUCGUCUAUCGAUUCACUAGAGUAUUGGCAUUGACUCCCUUUGCCUGAAAUCUAAAUUUCUACGUUUUUUCAAUUAAAAAAAUUUACUGUGUCAUAAAAACUUUUAAUUUGAAUAAUAAAUACGAAACUACUCGGUUCA